CGCGGGGUUUCCGGCCCGGGCGGCAGCUGAGCCGCUAGACGAGCGGGGAGCAGGCCCGGGGUCGCGAUGUGCCGGGGCCGGGCACCGGCGCUCCGGCCGCCGCCGCCAGAGCAAGCUUCCCAUGACUAACAAAUGCUGGCCUAGAUUAUGAGCUCAAACAAGAACGCUCGCUACAAUCGUUUCUCCAGUGGCACAACGAACAUCACUACUUCUGAAAACACUAACGGGACAAGAAUGGAAACAACUUUUGGGCCAGCCUACUCUGCUGUGACAACCAUCACAAAGGCUGACGGGACCAAUACUUUUAAACAGCAUCGUCGGACCCCAUCCUCCUCCAGCACACUCACCUACUCCCCGCGAGAUGAGGACGAUGGCAUGCCUCCGAUCAGCACCCCACGCCGCUCUGACUCUGCUAUCUCCGUCCGUUCAUUGCACUCUGAGUCCAACAUGUCCUUGCGCUCGACGUUCUCACUCCAUGAGGAAGAGGAGGAGCCAGAGCCACUGGUGUUUGCUGAACAACCGUCCGUGAAGCUGUGCUGCCAACUGUGCUGUAGUGUGUUUAAGGAUCCAGUCAUCACAACCUGUGGGCACACAUUUUGUAGAAGAUGUGCCUUAACAUCUGAGAAGUGCCCCGUGGACAACGCCAAACUGACCGUAGUGGUUAACAACAUUGCGGUGGCUGAGCAGAUCGGGGAGCUCUUCAUUCACUGCAAGUAUGGCUGCCGGCCUGCAGCCAGCAGCAAGCCCGCUGCCUUCGAGGUGGACCCCCGUGGAUGUCCAUUUACAAUUAAACUGAGUGCCAGGAAGGAUCAUGAAAGCAGCUGUGAUUACAGGCCGGUUCGCUGCCCCAAUAACCCCAGCUGCCCACCUCUCCUGAAAAUGAACCUGGAGGCACAUCUGAAAGAGUGCGAGCACAUAAAGUGUCCCCACUCCAAAUACGGGUGUACGUUCAUAGGAAAUCAAGACACUUAUGAGACCCACUUGGAGACGUGCAAGUUCGAGGGUCUGAAGGAGUUCCUGCAGCAGACAGACGAUCGCUUCCAUGAGAUGCAGGUGGCAAUGGCCCAGAAGGACCAGGAAAUCGCCUUCCUGCGCUCCAUGCUGGGGAAGCUCUCCGAGAAAAUCGACCAGCUGGAGAAGAACCUGGAGCUCAAGUUUGAUGUGCUGGACGAGAACCAGAGCAAGCUGAGCGAGGACCUGAUGGAGUUCCGCAGGGACGCCUCCAUGCUGAACGAUGAGCUCUCCCACAUCAAUGCUCGGCUCAACAUGGGCAUCCUUGGAUCCUAUGAUCCUCAGCAGAUCUUCAAGUGCAAGGGGACCUUUGUGGGACACCAGGGCCCUGUCUGGUGUUUGUGUGUUUACUCCAUAGGAGACUUGCUCUUCAGCGGCUCUUCAGACAAAACCAUUAAGGUGUGGGAUACCUGUACCACAUACAAGUGCCAAAAGACCUUGGAGGGUCACGAUGGAAUUGUACUGGCUCUCUGCAUCCAGGGGAACAAGCUGUACAGCGGCUCUGCUGACUGCACCAUUAUUGUCUGGGAUAUUCAAAACCUGCAGAAAGUGAACACGAUCCGAGCACAUGACAAUCCUGUUUGCACUUUGGUCUCCUCACACAACAUGCUGUUCAGCGGCUCUCUCAAAGCCAUCAAGGUCUGGGAUAUUGUAGGUACCGAGCUCAAACUGAAGAAGGAACUGACAGGUCUCAAUCACUGGGUGCGAGCGCUGGUGGCUUCUCAAAACUAUCUCUACAGCGGAUCUUACCAAACAAUCAAGAUCUGGGACAUCCGCAACUUGGAGUGUGUCCACGUGCUGCAGACGUCAGGAGGCAGCGUCUACUCCAUCGCCGUGACAAACCACCACAUCGUGUGCGGCACCUAUGAGAACCUCAUCCACGUCUGGGAUAUAGAGACAAAGGAACAAGUCCGCACGCUGACCGGGCACGUGGGCACGGUCUACGCCCUCGCUGUCAUCUCCACGCCGGAUCAAACCAAAGUCUUCAGUGCAUCGUAUGACCGGUCUCUCAGGGUGUGGAGCAUGGACAACAUGAUCUGCACUCAGACGCUGCUGCGACACCAGGGCAGCGUCACUGCCCUCGCCGUCUCCAGGGGCCGCCUCUUCUCCGGCGCUGUGGACAGCACUGUAAAGGUCUGGACCUGCUAGCGAGGGCUCCGCACACACUGAACGACCAAAAACCGCUCCCCUCCGUCGGCCCGCCGGGUGACUACCGCCACUCUGAGAUAACCGCUGCCUGCUGCCCCCCCCGGGCCGGUUCCCCCCCCUGCACGGACCCCGGCUGGCAGCUCUCAGGGCGGGUCUGCCCCGCGGGUGCUCCCCACGUCCCCCCACCUCUGCCGGGUGUGAUUUAGAAAAUCAGAGGAAAAGCCCUCGGGGUGCCCAGCGCCUCGCGCGCCGCAGGGUGCCCCUCCUCUGCCCCGCAUCCCCCCCCCCCCCCACCCCGAGCUGGGGAGCAUCCUCUGGGGCCAGGGCCGGGGGGGAACCUGGGCCACCGGGGCAGCUGCACGGUGGCCCUUGGCCAGUGACGGGCCCGAAUGGCAACGCUUGGCACAGGCGGGAGCCGGCCUGGCCAGGGCAGCGACGCCGGGAGGCCGGUCCCCUUGUAAAUGCGCGACCUGAGCGUUAGGCCUUGCCCUGGGUUGGGACCCCGGCCCCUUUCUCUCUCUAGUAUUUAAUUUUACUGCCAAGAUGUCAGGCUGAUCCAUCUGGGAAGAGGGUGUUUUCUUGAGUAGCCAGGUACGAUUUUUAUGCCACAGCUAGUUCUCAAAUAACACAAGCCCAUUGUUCGCCACCCUGUAAUAAUGGUCUCCACAUUAAAGAGAAAAAGCCUCCGUUGCAUUUUUACUCACAUUUUCUACUGUUUUUAAGAUUGUAAUAUAGAUUUGGUUAUUUCUUCAUUGACAAUAAAAGCAGAAAGAGCUGUU
Molecule: messenger RNA, 2939 nt
Organism: Tyto alba (common barn owl)
Lineage: Eukaryota; Metazoa; Chordata; Aves; Strigiformes; Tytonidae
Gene: TRAF7
Product: TNF receptor associated factor 7
Exons: 21
Coding region: 148-2160 (670 amino acids)
Biological process (GO): Notch signaling pathway; ribosomal large subunit assembly
Cellular component (GO): nucleolus
Molecular function (GO): protein binding; zinc ion binding
Source: RefSeq, a predicted model, not a curated record